AUGCUUAUUUAUCAUGAUUAUUCAGCAGCUCCCUUGGGGAAAAAGAUUGAAGAAGAAGAGAAAGAAGAGAAAGAUGAAAGGACAACAAGGAUGCGAGAAGGGGAAGAGAGGGAGACAGACACAAAGGGCGAAGGGGAGGAGAAGACGGAGACGAACACGACAUCCCCAUCCUUCAGCUUUUCUCCUUUUGCAUGA
Molecule: messenger RNA, 195 nt
Organism: Trichophyton benhamiae CBS 112371
Lineage: Eukaryota; Fungi; Ascomycota; Eurotiomycetes; Onygenales; Arthrodermataceae
Exons: 1
Coding region: 1-195 (64 amino acids)
Source: RefSeq, a predicted model, not a curated record